Molecule: messenger RNA, 1059 nt
Organism: Nicotiana attenuata
Lineage: Eukaryota; Viridiplantae; Streptophyta; Magnoliopsida; Solanales; Solanaceae
Exons: 2
Coding region: 1-1059 (352 amino acids)
Source: RefSeq, a predicted model, not a curated record
AUGACCUCAAAGUUUCUUGCUAAAUAUUUCUCCUCAGCUAAAACGGGCAAGUUAAGAAGAGAAAUCCAUAACUUUUGCCAGAAUGAGACUGAGAUUGUGUUUGAAGCAUGGGAGAGGUUUAAGGAGAUAGUGCGAAAGUGUCAACAUAGCGAAAUUGAACUCUGGAUGCAACUCCAGGACUUUUGGGAUGGUUUGACACCGACCUCACGGAGAACAUUGAGUAAUGCAGCUGGAGGUCCAUUGAUGAAAAAGACUCCAGAGGAGAUAGUCACUAUUCUUGAUGAAUUGUCUGAAGAUGCAAAUCAGUGGCCCUCGGAGAAUGCUGAAAGAAGAAGAUCAACUGGUGUUUACCAGGUUGAUGCUAACACAUCUGUGCAGGUACAACUUGAUGCCAUGGCAAAAGAAAUAAGGAAGCUAACCUUAGCUUCAAUACAUAAUGAGCCUCAUGCAGCAUGUGACAUAUGUGGAAGAAGACACCCUACUCAUGAGUGUCAAGCUUCAAUGGAGGAGGUUAACGCUGUGGGUAAUUACAAUUUCAAUGCAAUGGGUCAGAAGCACCCCAGUUUUUCAUGGAGUUCACCUGGGGGUACAGCAAAUUCAUCGCAACAAAAUAACUCCAGAUUUCAAGGAGCUCCUAGUUUUGGGAAUCAGCAGAGGCCGCAGUUUCAGCCUCAACAACCAAUUCAAUCUGGGUUAGAAGAUCUAAUGAAAUCCUUCAUUGUCAAGACUAAUGAAAGAUUAGAUGUUCAUGGGGCAGCUAUCAAGGAACUUGGGACAAGUUUGCGUAACUUGGAGAGACAAGUGGGACAAAUUGCAACUGUAUUAUCUAAGAGAAUCUCAGGUACUCUACCAGCUGAUACUGAAAAGAAUCCCAAAGAAACAGUAAGUGUUGUGACCUUGAGAAGUGGACAAGUGUUGAAGGAUCCAACUCCAUUUCACAAAGAAGCUGCGCCUGAAAAAGAAAGUAACCAAGGAAAUGGAACUAGGGCGACAGGUGACGUCCCCAGUAACCUCAUGAAUGCUAUCAACGAGAACUACGAAACACUAGCGAUGUUGUGA